This is a messenger RNA of Medicago truncatula (barrel medic), 2681 nucleotides long. Its product is annotated as kinesin-like protein KIN-8A. Gene Ontology annotation, molecular function: microtubule binding; ATP binding; microtubule motor activity. The record is from RefSeq and is a predicted model, not a curated record. Bases 186 to 2276 code for a protein of 696 amino acids. Lineage: Eukaryota; Viridiplantae; Streptophyta; Magnoliopsida; Fabales; Fabaceae. Gene Ontology annotation, biological process: microtubule-based movement. The transcript is spliced from 7 exons.
AUUGUGGAAAUACAUGUAGGACCACUGAAAUAAUAUGUAACCGUUUCAAAGCUCAGAUUUGACCGUUGCAUCCAAAGUCCAAACACUCCACACUCAGUGUAAGUGUAUCAUCAUUCAAAUCUUACCCCUCUUUCUUUCUUCUUCUAAGGCCAUGUUUGGUUAACAAUAAUCGAUUCUAAAAAAAAAUGCCUGUUUCAACUCGAUCUAAAAUCACUUCUGAAAACGACUUAAAUCCACACCAUGGACUCAAAGAAAAACUCAAAACCCUCACUCUCUUAUACGAACAACAGAAACAACAAUCUCUCACCGCCAUGCGUGAUAGAAACUCCUCAAUCCCUACCACAACAACCGUUACUAAAACCUUCGUCUUACCUCAACCACCUAACCAAGAUUCCAAAGAAAAUCAUAAUCUCACCGUUGGAUCUGAUCGCAUUGUUGCCUUUUCCUAUCCAAAAAAAGUUACAUCAACGAAAAAUGCAGUUCCAGUGGUUGCUCGGAGACUGUCAAUGCCGGCGAAGGUGAAAGAGGAAGAGAUAGGGAAAUGUGGGAGCAGGAUAAUGGUGUUUGUGAGGGUUAGACCGAUGAAUAAGAAGGAGAAGGAAUUGAAUUCACGGUGUUGUGUGAGAAUUGUGAAUCAACGUGAUGUUUAUUUAACGGAGUUUGCUAAUGAAAAUGAUUAUCUUAGACUGAACAGGGUUAAGGGUAGACAUUUUACUUUUGAUGGUUCAUUUACUGAUUCAGCUUCUCAGCUACAAGUUUAUGCUACUACAACCUCGGACCUUGUGGAAGCGGUUUUGCAGGGGAGGAAUGGGUCGGUUUUCUGUUAUGGUGCAACGGGAGCUGGAAAAACCUAUACAAUGCUUGGUACUGUGGAGAAUCCAGGGGUGAUGGUUUUGGCUAUUAAGGAUCUUUUUGGUAAAAUCAGGCAGAGAAGCUGUGAUGGAAGCCAUGUGGUUCAUCUUUCGUAUCUUGAGGUUUACAAUGAAACUGUCAGAGAUUUGCUGUGCCCUGGAAGACCUUUAGUCCUUAGAGAAGAUAAACAGGGGAUUGUGGCGGCGGGUCUUACGCAAUAUAGAGCUUCGUCUGCAGAUGAGGUGAUGACAUUGCUUCAACAAGGAAAUCGGAACCGAACCACAGAACCAACUCGUGUAAAUGAAACAUCUUCGCGUUCCCAUGCAAUCUUGCAGGUUGUGGUUGAAUACCGAGUUAGAGAUGCUACAACAAUGAGCAUUGUUAACCGAGUGGGCAAACUCUCAUUAAUUGAUCUUGCAGGGUCUGAGAGAGCUCUUGCCACAGAUCAAAGAACACUUAGAUCUCUUGAGGGUGCCAAUAUAAACCGGUCUCUUCUUGCACUCAGCAGCUGCAUCAAUGCUCUUGUAGAAGGAAAGAAACACAUACCGUAUCGAAAUUCAAAACUCACUCAACUUCUGAAGGAUUCACUUGGAGGAAUUUGCAAUACUGUCAUGAUUGCAAACAUAAGCCCAAGUAGCCUCUCAUUUGGUGAAACCCAGAACACCGUUCACUGGGCUGAUAGAGCCAAAGAGAUACGUUUGAAGGUAAGUGACACCAAUGAGGAUCAAUUGCCUAUGCCCGAGACAGAAACUGACCAGACCAAGCUAGUACUUGAGCUGCAAAAGGAGAACCGUGAAUUAAGAACGCAACUAGCACAACAACAACAAAAGCUCUUGACUCUAGAAGCACAGUCCUUAGCUUCACAAUCCUCUUCAACUCCGAAACCUUCUGCUGCAACUCUUUCCACUCCAAUUUCUUCCCAACCUAGUGAAAAACGAAGGACUAGACCCUCUUUCUUGGCUGGAACUUGUUUCACUCCAGAAAUCAAGAAGAAAGGAGCUGAGGCAACUGUGAGGACACUACAACAGACGGUGAAAGCACUGGAGGCUGAGAUAGAGAGAAUGAAGAAAGAUCAUAGCUUACAACUAAAGCAAAAAGAUGAUCUCAUUCGUGAGGUUUCUCAAAAGUGUGGAAAACAGGCAUUAACAAACGGUGAAGUUGGAAAGAAAGUGGCAACCAGGGCUGCUAGCGUACAGGAAAAGGAGCCAAACAAUGGUGAAUUGAAGAGCCACCGGCUUCGAUCACCAGCUCCAACUGCAAAGAAACGAAGCUUUUGGGACAUAACCACCAAUCAUAGUCCAUCAGUUACUACGUUAAAUGGGAGAAAAACCAGAAGUCAUGUACUUUCAGAACCUACAGCUACAGCACCUCCUCCAUCCAUGCUUCUUCAGCCUGGUUUUGCUCGGCAACAAGCCAAUAGUUAAGAGUGUUUUAUGAAGGAGUGGAAGAGGAAGUUGCCAGAUUACAGGGAAGCUCUGUGUAUAAAAGCUCCUCCUUUGUGGCCAUCUUUUAUGCAACUGCUCAAAGGAUAAUAGUGCAGUCAUCUGCAAACCCGAGUGUCCUUUGCAUGCUUCUUCAUUCACCACCACUUUCAUAUCGGGUCAAGAUCCUCCUCUCCUUUUCUCAAAAGAAAUGGAGGGCUCCAUUUAUCUGAGAGGUAGACACAGAUGAGAUUGGUGUAAAACUCCAAAAAAAAAAAAAAAUUCAUUGUAGAUGUACAUUCAUUGAUUUUUAUGACAUAGGUAGAUUUAUUAUUACAGAAAACCAGAUGCCAUGAGUUGGUAAAUUCACGAUUGCCUUGAUAUAUAAAUUAUCAUGCACUUACAUUA